CUCCUCCCAUUCCCAGUAAAGGGCGAGUUCUACCAGCACACCCAGUCCAUCCUGCUGAAUGUAUGCACGCAGGCAGAGAUUCAUCCUCUGAUGCUGCAUUUACCUCCAGCAUGUCUUCUCCAGACGCGUCCUCCAGGACUGAUACGCCAACUGUUCUGGACAUUCUCCAGCACUUUCUGGAUGAUUUGGGAAGAGAAGAUUUAAAGAGAUUUCGGGGUAAACUGUCAGAUUUUAGAUAUAAAGAUAAAAGACCCCUAGAACGAGGGCUCCUGGAAGGUGCAGACCCUGUUGAUAUCUCAUGGCGUCUCGUGCAUUAUUAUGGAGAGAGGAACGCUCUGGAUGUGACGAGUCAAGUCUUACAGUCAAUUGGUCUGAUGGGACUUGUAGAAAAACUCCAGGAGACACUAAAAUCAUGCUCAUUCGGCCUGAAACCAUCGGAAGAAGUUAAUGAGUGUAGAAGAAAUUACCUGGAUCUUGUAAAGAAGCAGCACCAAAGGAUUCAAUAUAAAAAUGGCCGAAUGGGAGAGAACGUCAAAAUGGAGACGAUCUACACCAAUCUGCUACUAAUAAAAACGCAGCGUGACGAAGAAGAGAGAAAACAGGAAAUAAGAGGUUUGGGUAGAGAACAUCUUGAGAUGAUGGAGCAGAGAUGUUCGGAGGAUUAUUCCCCAACCACUGUUGACAAGCUGUUUGACCCUGAGGAAGAUGGGUUUACACCGAAAACUGUGGUGUUACAGGGACCUGCGGGGAUCGGAAAAACUAUGACAGCCCAGAAGAUCAUGCUGGACUGGGCCUCGGGAAAACUGUAUGAGGAGCGGUUUAAUUAUGUGUUUUAUCUGAGUUGCAGGGAGAUAAACCGAAUGACUGGAGAAACGAGCAUUGCUGAUUUUAUAUCCAAGAUGUGUCGGCUAAAAUGCUCACAGAGUGCGAUGGAGUCAAUUUUACGAGAUCCUGAGAAAAUCCUUUUCCUUAUUGAUGGGUUAGAUGAAUUGGAUCAGUCAUUUAUGGGUCUCAGUGAGGACUGUAGCCAUCCUUUUCAGGUGGUCCCCAAAGAGGUCAUCUUAAGCAGCUUGAUAAGAAAACAGGUUCUUGAGACGUCUUCACUGAUCAUUACAACAAGACCUUUCGCGCUGGAGAAGUUAAACGAGUAUAUCGAGUGUCCUCGUUAUGUAGAAAUUCUGGGAUUCACGGGGCAAGAACGUGAAAACUAUUUCUUCAACUUCUUUGAGAAGAAAGACGAAGCUGAGGCAGCUCUCAAUGCGAUAAAAGAGAAUGCGGUGCUCUAUACUAUGUGUGCCGUCCCUAUUAUAUCCUGGAUUGUAUGUACUGUACUCAAACAGGAGAUAAAAAAGACUUUUAAUGUGACUCGUUAUAAAACAUCCACGUCUGUUUACACGCUUUACUGGAAAGGUUUGUUAAAAUAUCACAGCAGAACUUCCAAUGUGCCCAUAAAGUCCUACAUGAAGAUGCUGAGCGAUUUGGCCAAGAAAGGAGUCUGGAGCCGUAAGAUCAUAUUUGAGAAAGGAGAUUUGGAAGAGUACGGAUGUGAUUUGUCAGAAGAAGAAUCUCUCUUCCUGAACGAGAACGUGUUUCAGAGGGACAUUGAAACUCAGACAUGUUACAGCUUCAUCCACCUGAGUGUACAGGAGUUCUUCGCAGCUCUCUAUUAUGCCCUGGAUGGAGGAACUAAUCCGAACCGGCAUAAGAAGGAGGUCAUGAGACUACUGGAGAAGUCUGAGAAAAACCUGCCUUUAAAGUCAUCCGUACAAUUCUUGUUUGGCCUCUGCUGGGAAAACCAAAUAAAUGAAAUUUCAAAAAGCGUUGGGUGCAAAAUGUCAUCGAGACUUCAAUCGAUGCUGGAAGAAUGGAUGAAGAAAAGGAUAUCCACAGCCUCGGAUAGUAACGAAAUCCUGUACUAUUUGUACGAGACUCAGGAUAGGAACUUCGUGAAGAGAAUGAUGUCUCAUUUGAUCCACUUGAAGAUCAACUACAGAUAUUUUCCUUUUUUCAGAAAUGACGAAGACUAUAGAGAAACCCUCAUUAUCAGAUCUCUGCUCUACUGCUUGGUAAAUAGUAGUACGCUUCACACAGUUCAUUUCAGAGGCUGUAAACUGACGCUUGAGGCAGUGAGCAUGUUGUCUCCGGGACUUUGCAAAUGUUCGGAAAUCACGUUGUCACGUUGUAAUUUGACGUCAUCCUGCUGCGACGUUUUCCGAGACGUUUUUAUCAAGAACCAAUCUUUACGAAAACUCGAUCUGUCGGCUAAUGAGCUGGAUCGUUCAGGGGUACAGCUUCUGUGCGAGGGUCUCCGGCACCCAGGCUGUACCGUGCGGGAGAUGGGGCUGCAUGGUUUCGAUCUGAUCUCAUCCUGUUGCGAGGACCUACGAGAUGUUAUCAUCACAAAUCGGUCGCUGACCAAACUGGAUCUAAGAGUGAAUCAACUGAAGGACGCGGGAGUCAAAGUUCUGUGCGAGGGUCUCCGGCAUCCAUACUGUACCCUACGGGAACUGGGGUUGCAGUACUGUGAUCUGACCUCAUCUUGCUGCGAGGAUCUGCGAGAUGCCAUCAUCGCAAACCGAUCCCUGACCACAUUGGACCUGUCGGGGAAUGAGUUGCAGGACUCUGGAGCUAAACGUCUGUGCGAGGGUCUGCGGCACCCAGACUGUACCCUGCAGGAGCUGCGGUUGGAGCACUGUUAUUUGUCAUCCUUCUGCUGCGAGGAUCUCCGAGACGUUAUCGUCACAAACCGUUCUCUGACCAAACUGGAUGUGUCGGAGAAUGACCUGAAGGACUGGGCGGUUAAACUUCUCCAUGAGGGUCUCCAGCACCCAGACUGUACGCUGCAGGAGCUGUGGUUUGAACAGGUGGAUUUGAUUGUAUUCUCCCGUGCGGAUCUCCAAACAGAGCUAUAACAAACCAGAAACGAGCUUUGCAUCAUCUGUGAAAAAAAUGCUCCUUGAUAUGUCUCCAACUGAGGAGGUUGGCACCGUUGGCCAAGGCCAAUGCUACUAUGAGACUAACUCCACAGGGUUACUCUUAGUCCUUUGCAACUUAUCGGAAAGCAAACUUUGGCGAUGAUGAUGACUUCCUCGAGACUGCACCCCAAAUGUACAAAGGUCUAACACCAAAGCACCAGCAUUCCGUUACGUUCAUUUACUAUUCCUCUACUGAGAUGACAUGUGGCCUUAUCUGACCUUCUUCCCAAGACCAAUUACCUUCAUGAAUGUGCCAUAAUUCCAUACCAUUUUUUCAUGAUAAUAAUAAUAAUAAAAAAUAAUAAGUUAUCUAUUAUUCAUAUAGCGCCAACAAUUUACGCAGCACUUCAUACAAUACAUAUAUUUAAGGGGUCUGACAAGACGAGAAUUGACAGACAAACUGAUAAAUCAGGAAGAGAGGCUCAGCUCUCUAGCUUACAAUCUUGAGGGAACGGGGUGAGGACAGAUGUAAGGCAUAGAGAAAGGAUGAAAGGUAGUGUGGGGGGUAUCAGUGACAUGGAUGUUAUGGUGCGGUUUUGAGAUGCUGGGAGAGAGGAUGAACGCUGAAGGUUCGGGGGAAGUCGGUUCCAGAGAUAUUGGGUAGCUUGAGUGAAAUCUUAUAGAUGGGAAAAGGAAGAGGAGAUAAAUGAGGAGGAGAGCCUCAGCCCAUGGGAAGAACGUAAGGAUCCAGUAGGAGAGUAUUUGGGAGGGGGCAGUAUUAUGGUGGAGCAGUGUUAUGGAGUUCCUUAUAUGUUAGUACUAGGAUUUUAAAUUUAAUUCUAAAGGUAAUAGGGAUCCAGUGGAGGAUCACAGAGGGGGGAAGCAGAAGAGGAGCGGCGUGCGAAGAAGAUAAGCCUAGCAGCAGCAUUUAAGACAUUUAGGAGAGAGUCAAGAUGGUGGAGUGCCAACCAGAAGAGUUUUGCAGUAGUCAACAUGAGAAUCAAGCAUUGUUUUUGUGGAUUAUUGGGGGAGAUCGACGUCUUUGAGUUGUCCACCUCAAGGUGUAACGAUUUAAACCAACCCCCAUACACCCUCAAUGCUCCGUCUUUCUGUUGCGUCCGGUUUGAACACUGAGCAUAUGGGAUUAUUUGCCUUACGUAGGGCUGCAGAGAAUUUUAAACCCCAUUUAAAUGUUUUCCUUUUUUGUACAUUCCCCAAAAGGAGUAAAUUCCCUUCUGUAUUAGCCCUUUACCAUGUUUGCCUCAUCAGAUCCCUGCUUUGCUCGCCCUAGCCUGAUUGGGUCCUAGCCAUGAUUUCCCUGAAACUGUUUAGCGGCUAAGGAUGGUUACCAAGAGGGAACUCACUGGGGAACUCACCAGUUUCUGUCACCAUCUUCCGACGGGUUCAGCAGCCGCGACUAUGGAUCCUCUGCCCAGCUGCAUCACAGACUGUCCUGGGGAAAUUUCAACUCUUGCCACCCAGGAUCCCCUUUUUGGACUGGACCAGCAACACCCCGGGAUUGCAGCCGCUCCCUCUGGAUGACCCCAAAAACAGCGCCUUGGGGGGUCAUGCGGACCUUUCUGUACUUGGAGGCCAGAUUGUGGCGCGGGGCUGUUUGGGCAGGGUGGUGGUGUGAUCAUGUGGGUACGCUCCUUAAAAGGCUGUGUGUUUUUGCAAUAAAGUGUUUUCCCCUCA
Messenger RNA from Spea bombifrons (plains spadefoot toad), 4610 nucleotides. Its product is annotated as NACHT, LRR and PYD domains-containing protein 12-like. Bases 63 to 2912 code for a protein of 949 amino acids. The transcript is spliced from 9 exons. Lineage: Eukaryota; Metazoa; Chordata; Amphibia; Anura; Pelobatidae. The record is from RefSeq and is a predicted model, not a curated record. Gene Ontology annotation, cellular component: cytoplasm. Gene Ontology annotation, molecular function: protein binding.